AUGGAAUAUCAACCAAUUGAUCUUCCAGUCAUUGAUCUUUCUCCCCUUGAAGACAACAUAGAGAAUUCUUCUCCAGAAAUUUUGGAAAAAAUUGCCCGAGAAAUCAAAUCAGCUUGCACAAAACAUGGAGUUUUUUAUAUUACUUCUUCUUCCUUCAAACUAGAAGAACAAAAGAAUAUAUUAGAAUCCUCUCAUAAAUUCUUCGCCCUACCGGAGUCCGUCAAAAAUACAAUUCCGAUAAAGUCCGGAGGUUUUACUCGUGGAUACGUUGGGAUCGGAUCGGAAUCCGGAUCACAUCGACUUGAGGUUAAAGAAGCGUUUUCAUAUGGAUAUGAAUGGAAUGCGAGUGAAAAUCCGACUAAUUCUUUGCAAGGACCAAAUGAAUGGGGAAAUUUGGGACAAAUACUAGGUGAAGAGUGGCGUGAAUCUCUAAAACGAUUUUACAAUCUGCUGGUCCAUUUAGCCACCUUGGUGGUAAAAGGUUUAGAGCUGGCACUGGGGAUUGAAUUGAAAAGUCAUUGCAGCGGAGGAGAAACUAUUUCCCUCAUGAGAUUGUUUAGAUAUUUUCCUUAUGAAAAUAAGGAACAGGAUGCAAAUGAAAACGAGAAAAUUGGAAGUUCACCGCACACAGAUUGGGGAUUUCUAACAUUAGUCCUUCAACAAGAGGACACUCAAGGUCUUCAAGUAUUUUACAAUGAUCAAUGGUGGGAUAUUCCCAGUAAACCUGCCUCAAUUAUCGUUAACUGUGGAGAUUAUCUCUCCCUUCUCUCGCGUGGAACUUACAUCUCACCUCUACAUCGCGUAGUAAAUGAUGGAAUGCAUGAACGUUAUUCCUGUGCCUUUUUUUAUUAUCCAAGAUACGAUUCCAAGAUUCCAAUGUUCAAUCAAGAUGCCGACAACGAAAUUCUCUGCUCCAAAGAAUUAAGUUUGUUCAAAAACCAAACAAAUGAUUUUAAUGACCAAAAAGAAAAUAUGAUAGAUUUAACUGAUAUUUGUUUUGGAGAG
This is a messenger RNA of Acaulospora morrowiae, 1005 nucleotides long. Lineage: Eukaryota; Fungi; Glomeromycota; Glomeromycetes; Diversisporales; Acaulosporaceae. The record is from the annotation of a GenBank genome assembly.